AUGACUAUUGGACCCCUGCAAGCGCCUAUGCACUCCCCCAGCGGGGAAGGCUUGAUUGCGCGGAUACCACACGAUAUCUGGUGUGAAAUUAUCGAUACCCUGCGGCCUUCCGAAGACCAGUGCCUGCAAGAGCUGAAAUGGGACAUAGCGAACCUUACGCUGGUGUCCCGAUUCUUCUGCGCACUUGCGCGGCCCAUUUUGUUCAGCGACCUCACGUUCUCCGGUCGCGGAGAUCCUACAAAGUGUCCCCGGCACCGGGAAACAAAUUGUGAGUGGUGGGACUUGAUCAAGGAGGAAUCGCCAAUCAGGUCGUAUAUAAAGUCGUACACACUCGCCGACUGGCCAUCGAGAGGACCGAUCGCUCUAAGUCAGGUCUUCGAGACACACCUGCGCACCCUCGCGUCCUUGCCUCACUUGCAAAGUUUGCGCCUGAAUGCUGUUGCUAUCGAUGCAUGGAUGCUGCAGGUGAUCCAGCAGCUGCCUAACCUCGAGACAUUUGCGCUCGAAGACGUCAAGUUCUAUCCAAACGUCAAGGACGUGGUCCUGCCAGGCCCCAUCGCUCGCCUGCGACGAUAUGAGCACUAUGGUACUAUCUCGAGGCCUUUGGAUCACACUGCCGAUCCGUAUUUCGCUGUGAUAGUCAAACUGAUGUCGACCCCUACCCUCCGUGUGCUCAAGUUAUGCGACUGGGACUUGACGCACUCAUUCAUCACGCACUCUGGGAACAGCUGCCCCGUAGAAGACUUGGACCUUAUGAUUCGCAGCUCGAGCCUCGAUCAAUUCUCUCAAUACCUCUGUCGCACGCCAUCCAUUCAAGCCCUCAGAAUCUCCACCUUCAUCCCGCCUACUCAGUUCAUGGAUGCUCCAGCGUUCAACUUGGACCUGUCCGCACUGCCGCACCUUCGAGAGGUGCAAUGUCCAGGAGAGUUCCUACCGAUCUUGAUUCCCGGCCGCCCUGUCCGCGCUGUGACUGUCAUACAGCUGAACCCCUUCAAGAAGCUGGACGGUAGGCCCAUCAACGUCACCCCGAUAAAACGCUCCAGUGCGGCUGUCGAAGAGCUCGGUAUCACUGACCGCGCGUACCAAGAGUUGGAUAUAAACGAGCAUUUUCCAGAUCUUCGUACCCUCACUAUCUAUGCCAUCGAGAAGACGCGCCUCGAUGUCAAGAAAGAGCGACUCGCCGUCCGUAACGUCCGCUUCUACCCAGCGACUGCAUCGAGGUUCGCCCGUUUCAACGUCCAGAACUACAGCCUCGAUCUCAAGAUGCAGCGAGAGCUCCUAAACGACUUCAAAGAGACCUUCCCUCGUACCCUGCGAAUCCAGCUCGCUGGCGGCUACGUCGAAUGGCGACGCACCAGCGAUGAGGCAUGGGUCUGGCGGCCGUUCGUCAUUUCUCGGGAUCUGGCCCGGCGACGGCUGAUGGUCAUGGCGUGGCACCUCGAAGGGGGCAAGCUACACGAUCUCGUGGGGACGAAGGUGGUGGACGAGGACGGGUGCCUCGCAGGGCUCUUUCGACCGUCCGAGAUGACACCGAGUCUUUCUGUGAUCCUCAACUCCUACGGGCGAGAGAGUCCAGAAGAGAUGUACUCGCGUCUGGAGACCGCUUGACUACCGGAAAUGCCCUGUCCAGCGAGCGUGAUCGCUCAGGGGUGAUAUGAUCGCAGAAAGAGACAGGUAUAGCGCCUGGCCAGGGCAGUUCAUAUCAGCCUAGGAAGUCGAUGUUUAGGCUUCCGGGAGAUAAAGCUGAACUCGCGGAGCCCUGACUCCUAGUGGCAGUACUAUGGAGCUAUUU
Molecule: messenger RNA, 1792 nt
Organism: Gloeophyllum trabeum ATCC 11539
Lineage: Eukaryota; Fungi; Basidiomycota; Agaricomycetes; Gloeophyllales; Gloeophyllaceae
Exons: 3
Coding region: 1-1608 (535 amino acids)
Source: RefSeq, a predicted model, not a curated record